AUGGAUGUGACCGAUGAGUUAUUAGAACAAACUGUCUUUCCCUACGAAAACUUUGGUAAUGGAGUGCGAAAUGCAGACAAUUUGGAGCAAAUCAGACACGACUGUAGUGUACAGGGCUUUCGUCUCAAUCCUGUCAGCAAAUCUAAAUUGAGAGAGUUUAAAGAAAUACGAGACCGUUUCAUGGGUUAUCUCAACGAGGUGCUUAAUUCGGACAGAGUGGACUGGGCACAACUUGUAUGAAAUAACCAAGAUGCGUACAAUAAAAACAAACACGAUGCUUUGUCUGAAUCCCAAUAUGCAUCGUGGCCUAAUAAACCCACCUAUAACGCAAAGACCAGCAUUGAGAAGUUUAACAAAAAGACCCGAUUGGAAAGCGUAAACGACUCGUGUUCGGGGGCUAGCGCUUCCAACUAUGGUGGACCGCAAAGUGGAUACCCCUCUGGUUCACCGCAUAGCAGUUCCAACUAUGAAGUGCCGUUUGGUGGAUACAACCCAAGUGCACAGCCCAGCACUUCCAAGUAUGGCGGACAUAACUAG
Medioppia subpectinata is the source of this 537-nucleotide messenger RNA. Lineage: Eukaryota; Metazoa; Arthropoda; Arachnida; Sarcoptiformes; Oppiidae. The record is from the annotation of a GenBank genome assembly.